AUGCCAACCCGUCAUCUAUCCAACCUUCGCCAGUGGCUUCUCUCCUCACCGCCGGCAGAAUGGGCCAUCAAUCAACUCCGCGAGCUCUUAAUCGGUGCUCUUCGUCAAGGCCCUGUGCCUAGACAUGUUGCGUUUGUCAUGGACGGAAAUAGACGGUAUGCAAAGAACAACAGGAUUGAAACGGUUGAGGGGCAUAAUCUGGGAUUCGAGGCACUCGCAAAGAUACUGGAAGUAUGCUACAAAUCUGGCGUGCACACCGUCACGAUAUACGCCUUCAGCAUUGAGAACUUCAAGCGCAGCAAAUACGAGGUUGACGCUCUGAUGUCCAUGGCCAAAAUCAAACUGAAACAACUCGUGCAACACGGCGAGCUGCUCGAUCGCUACGGCGCGAGAAUACGGAUAUUAGGCCAACGCGAAUUGAUCAAACCGGAUGUUCUCGAGGCCGUGGACAAAGCAGUCGAAAUGACGAGUAGGAACGAAGGGAACUGUGUCUUGAACGUGUGUUUUCCGUAUACUUCGAGAGAAGAGAUCACAACUGCCAUUCGGAGCACGGUGGAGGAGUGGACAACGCCUUUACCAGAUGAUAUCAGUGGCCAGGACAGAAAAAACCCAUUCAAGGAGGAGAGAAUCGCCAGUACGAUAUGGUCCGAACAGUUUGCCCAACAAGCAACAUCGAACUCACCCUCGACGAGGACCUAUCUGUCGCCACCUGGGCCGGAUUUACAGUCCCCCUCGUCAAGUACAACGAGCUUGUCGUCUUAUUCACCCGACCCGUCUGACCGCGACCACGACGCCUCGUCCGUCUCAACCUCGACAACUUUACAUCAUGAUGAGAAUGCCACGUCUCCCUCACCACCACUGCGACCACUAACCACACCACAAAAGUCGACGCAGCAGUCGAAACCACAGUACCCUUCACCCGAACUGAUCACCCCGGCCACCAUCACAUCCCACACAUACACAGCCAGCUGCCCACCUAUUGACCUGCUCAUCCGCACCUCGGGCGUGUCACGGCUCAGCGACUUUAUGCUGUGGCAGUGCCAUGAGUCGACGCAGAUUGUGUUCUUGGACGUUCUGUGGCCCGAUUUUGAUCUGUGGUCGUUUCUCCCAGUGCUGUGGGAGUGGCAGUGGCGCAAACGGCGCGAGCAGAGGGAUGCCCAGGAAAAUGAAGAUCGGGCAGAGGAGAAGAGACGAGGGAAGUCGUCCAGCGCCAGCAAAGCGAAGAGAGCUGCGGAUCUGCUCCAAGGGCACGCUUCGUGA
Fonsecaea erecta is the source of this 1260-nucleotide messenger RNA. RefSeq names its product di-trans,poly-cis-decaprenylcistransferase. The transcript has 2 exons. The coding region runs from base 1 to 1260 and encodes 419 amino acids. Gene Ontology annotation, molecular function: ditrans,polycis-polyprenyl diphosphate synthase [(2E,6E)-farnesyl diphosphate specific] activity. NCBI's taxonomy places the organism in Eukaryota, Fungi, Ascomycota, Eurotiomycetes, Chaetothyriales, Herpotrichiellaceae. The record is from RefSeq and is a predicted model, not a curated record. Gene Ontology annotation, cellular component: membrane; endoplasmic reticulum; dehydrodolichyl diphosphate synthase complex.